AAUGGCGUAAAGUAGUGCGCGUCCCUGCUGGACCUUUUUUUGUGUGAGGGACAACUUCAAAAAGCUUUACCGGCCAUGGUAAGCGCGCGAUAAACGCUCGACUUAAUUUUCUAACGGAAGCUGAGACGUAUUUUCGUUUGAAAUGAAGAAGGACAUGCUGAAGUUUAUAAGAGGGAAGGGGCAGCAGCCCACCGCCGAACGUCAAAAGCAGCAGCGAGAACUAUUUGCCUUCAGAAAUACGCUUCACCAUGGGUUCCCUAAUAAACCCUCAGCCCUGGCUUGGGAUCCUGAUCUCAGAUUGAUGGCCAUUGGCACUUCCUCUGGAGCCAUCAAAGUUGUUGGAAACCCUGGCGUUGAAUUUUAUGGGCAGCAUCAAAGUAAUGAGAGUCCAGUCACAAGGAUUAUUUUCCUGCCUAACCAGGGUCGCCUGGUAACACUGUGUGAUGAUAAUUCACUUCAUUUGUGGGAAAUAAAUGGGAGUUCCCUGGAGGAAGUAAAAUCGCAAGCCCUGGAAGGAAAGUUAAAAAAGAUAUCAGCAUUAUGCUUGGAGUCAGCUGGUAAAAAUUUGUUACUGGGGACUGAGGGUGGAAACAUUUACUUGCUCAGCCUUGAGACAUUUGAAACUGCUGAGCCAGUUAUUUAUCAAGAUGUUGUUCUUCAAAAAAUAACUGAAGAGUUUAAACAUAACCCUGGAGCUGUAGAAGCCAUUGCUGAACAACCAGAUCAGCCAGAUAAUAUUUUGAUUGGGUACAACCGUGGCUUAAUGGUUCUGUGGAACCGUUCAACAUCCACCGCUGAGCAGACUUUUGUCAGCACUCAAGACUUAGAAAGUAUAUGCUGGCAUGACAGUGGAACGAAAUUUACAUCCUCUCACAAUGACGGCAGUUAUGCUAUCUACAAUGUUCCCAAAGGCACAGAGCCUCUUAAAGAUCCUAUCUCCCCUCAUGGACCAUUUCCAUGCAAAGCUAUGACAAAGUUACUGUGGAGACAAGCAGAGGGAGAUGAUAUGAUUAUUUUUUCUGGAGGUCUUCAAAGAGCCACUCAUUCUGACCGCUACUGUAUCACUGUGAGUCAGGGUGAAAAGAUUGUGGUUUUUGACUUUACAUCCAAAAUUAUUGACUUUUUCACAAUCACCCCUGUAGAGGACGCAUCUGGUCCAGAGGCUCUUGUUGUUCUUGCUGAGGAAGAAAUUGUUGCUAUUGAUUUGCAAGCAGAUGAUUGGCUUCAAAUCAAUCUGCCAUACCUGGUUUCUGUACAUGCCUCAUCAGUAACUUGCAGUCAGUAUGUUUCUGAUGUGUCCCCAGAAUUGUGGGAGAAAAUUGAAGCUUGUGGGAAAAAACAAAUGGAGGGUCAAUUUUCUAAUAAGAAAUGGCCGAUUGAUGGAGGAGUCAUUACCGAUGAGAAACCUGAGCCUCGUGAUUUGCUGUUGACUGGUCAUGAGGAUGGCUCUGUUCGCUUCUGGGCAGCUGGUGGGGUAGCUCUGCGUCCUCUAUAUAAACUUACCACCUCAAACUUCUUUCACAGUGAUGACAUAGCCCAUGAUGAUCAAGCAGAUGAUGACGAUGACAAUGGAUGGCCUCCCUUCAAGAAGGUUGGAUUUUUUGAUCCUUAUUCUGAUGACCCCCGCUUAGCUGUAAAGAAGUUGGCUCUCUGUCCUGUGUCAGGAGUUUUAGUCGUAGCUGGGACAGCAGGACAUAUAAUCAUAGCGGACUUGGAAGACGAGGCCAAGGAAGAUGAUAUUCCUGUCACUGUUAUGAAUAUUGUGUCGGAUAGAGAUGGAUUUGUUUGGAAAGGUCAUAGUCACUUGGCUGCUCAUGAGAACAAAGUAAAGAUUCCAGCUGGGUUUCAGCCAACGUCUGUUCUCCAAUUGCAUCCACCUGUGGCUGUGACUGCCCUUAUGUUGCACUCAGAUUGGGGUGUUAUAGUUGCUGGCACUGCUCAUGGCCUUGCUCUAUUUGAUUACAUCCGCAGCAAACCUGUGGUUACCAAAUGCACUCUGAACCCAAAUGACUUGUCCGGGGCCGGAGAACAAGCAAUCUCACGCCGCAAAUCAUUCAAGAAAUCACUCCGUGAAUCUUUUAGACGACUUCGCAAAGGUCGCUCAACACGCCAUGGUGACAAACGAGGGGGUGCUACUUCUGGAGUUACUUCACCAACUUCCCCUGCAGGCAAUGAAAGGAGGAGGGAGGGUGAUACAAAUGCUGCUACUUUGGAGCCUAAACCUAUUGAGCGUCAAGUUGAAGCUCGACCUGUUGAUGAUAGCCAGGGCAGUAUGGUGCGCUGUGUGUACCUGGCUCGCACUUACAUUGUCAGUGUUCAGAAUACCACCCCCACAAUGUGGGCAGGUACCAACAACGGAACUGUGUACGUCUUUACCUUAGCUAUUCCACAAGGUGCCAAGAGGAAGGAUGACGGUGUGCAUUGCCAGCUGGGUAAGGAAAUUCAACUGAAGCACAGGGCCCCUGUUAUUGGAAUAUCAAUAGUUGAUUCUGCUGGUGUACCUUUGCCUGAACCUCGUCAAAAGGGACCAGAACCUGUUGGACCUCACAGAGUUAUUAUCUCAUCUGAAGAACAAUUCAAGAUGUUCACUCUUCCAAGUCUCAAGCCCCUUUGCAAGCUUAAACUCACUGCUCAUGAGGGAAGUCGCGUAAGACGAACAGCCAUGGCCUUAUUUAAAUCUGUAUCAGCAGCAAACCCUCAACAUUCAGAGUGGUGUCUUAUUUGUUUGACAAACAUGGGUGAUUGUAUUGUGCUGUCUACCCCUGACUUGAGAAGGCAAUUGAAUGCUGCUGUGAUUCGUCGAGAAGAUGUGCAUGGCAUAUCCAGCCUUUGUUUUACUAAACAUGGAGAGGCAUUGUACCUUCACUCCUCAAGUGAAUUGCAGAGAGUUGCUCUCUCUGCCCAACAUAUUACUCUAGCACAUUGUCACCUCAAUCUCCCACCUGGUGUAAGACCACGUAAAGAUGAGGAUGAAAAUGAAGAAGAGUGUAUCCAGGAAGAACAAGAGGGAGAAGAUGUAGAAAAAGAAAGCACAGAGGUUGAAGUAGUUGUUAAGCAGGAAGCUGAAGAAACAAGUGAAAGCUCCCCUGACAAAAAAGAAGAGAAAAAAAUAUCCUCUCCAUCUCCUACUCCCAAAGCUGCUAACACCACUGCUCCAAUGGUCAAUGGAGGUACAGAACCUACUGGAAAAAAAGAAAAAGAAGUGAGUAGCAAUAACAUUGAUGAGCCAAAGGAAAAUGGUGUUUCUUCCGAAGAGGAACGUUUGGAAAUCAGCAUGGGAGACAUCACCAUUGAUUCAGUCAAGGACCAUCUGAUAAAUUGCUCUGCAUUGGAGGAGAGCCGAGUGACGACCGAAAAGAUUGAAGUGAAGAACAACAGUUCUUUGUCUGAAUCUGUGAUAGUCAAAACAACCACUACGAUUAUCAGCAAUGAGGAAAGUACCAACAAUACCACACCUGCUGUUGCUGAGAGCAACGUCGCGGAGUCCCUGACAUUGUCAACUUCUCGAACAUAUGCCCACGAGAUUAAUUCAUUGAAGGCACCUUUAGCGCCUGCAGAAGACUUGGAACUGGAUAUGACUACAUAGUACUUUUAAAUCAUUGGGCUUUUAUCGUUUUCCCCUUUUAAAAACAAAAAUUGUCUUAUAUAUUUUAUCUCUUAUAAUUCUUCACUAAAUCUCCCUGAGCAUAGCUCUUGACUUAACUCCAUAAUUUCAACAAGUUAGUACUCAUUACUACUGAAUUCAAGUUAAUUUUACUUAAUUUUUGACGUGCAUUGUUACAUAAUAAUGUUACAGUGUUACUUGAUUUUAAUUCUGACUUUGCUGGAAGGAAGCUAGCAUAUAAUUUGUACCAUACAAUAACAUUUUACUGUUCAACUGUCUAAUAUUUCUUAUGGGUAUGUGAAUUGAACUCGCUAUUUUUUUCUCAAACAUUUGACUAUGUACUCUGGGAGUGGGAAUAGUACUUAACAUUCCAUCCUGACCUACUGGCAGAAUAAAAGACUGUUUCUGAUGUUACUUGAAUUUGAAUUCUUUUAUUUUUUACAUCAAUUUUAAAAACAAAAUUUGUUUGGCCAGAUUGCACUAAGCCUUCUCAUUAUUAACCGCAAAAAGUGGGUGAAACAACCAUUUUCUUCUUGGCGUUUUUCCUUUUCCGUUUUGGUUUUUGGAGAAGCUUCAUGUUCCUAUACUGUGUGCUCAUUUUCAUGUUCAAAGUUCUGCAGUAAAAAGAUACUGUCAGAUAUUUUUGUGACCUUUUGACCAUAUUGUUAUCUUUCACUUUUGCAUCUGCUUGAACUGCGGCCUUAUUUUCAUUGAUGUAUGUAUUAUUUGUCUGGACCUGUAAAGAGAAAUUUACUUGUGAUAUAUUUGGCUGCUCUAUAAGCCUAGUUAUUUUGAUACUGCAGUAUCAUAAAGGAUGUGUACUUAAACACUCCAUAAUUGGUGUACCAUGCUCAGAGAAAAUGUGUGUUUCAGCGAUUAGUUUCCAAUGUCAACGGUUACCUGUACUUAUUCAAAGUGUAUUAUACCUACCUAUUAUAUUAUGUCCUCUACUACACUGCAGACUGUAAUCAGUUUAUAUGGUCUGAUUAUUUUGUGUCAAAUCUGUUUUACAUUAAACUCAAUAUUUUGGCCAAUUUCUCCAUAAUACAACAAAUUUGUACUUUUAUAUCUAGUGUGCUAUUGACGUAGCAAUUUUAGAUGUAGCGGCUUAGACCAUUUUAUAAAUGUGAUUGUACUAACAUUACCAUCAUAUCCUACGCAGCUUAAAGCUUGUGAAAAUUGUUCAAGCAGUAGAUUUAUGUGUCAUAAGGUUGAUCGCUUGGAUUGAAUCAAAAGAGUAUUAUUUUGUUAAUGUUGCAUAUUUGCCAUUUUUAUCAAUGAAUUUCUCUUUGUUUUUUGUUUUAUACUUAGCAACACUUCUUGUCCUCCUUGACAUAUUCUAUGAAAACAUCAAGAACUUUAUAUUGGUCAUCAAUUUGUGAACUGCCCACUGGUAUCUUCCUGUUUUAAAGUGAUGUAAUUAUGUCCUGUCUUAUUGUGUAACGGGUAAAAAUAACAUGGUUUUGAAAGAAACUAUUGUAACUCACUAGGUUUAUUGAGACUGCAUUAGACAAGGAGGAAAGGGUGCACACAAGUGCCUUGACUCAAUUUUUUAUUCCUAGCUUUGUAUUUUUCAUGUGUGAUCUGUUUUUCCUCCCUGUUCUUAGUUCUAACCCCUAAGCAUUGAAAUUGACCUUACCAACAAUGUUGACAAGCUUUGAAAUUUAAUAAAACUAAUAUUUGCUUUUUGUAUGUUUGUACCUAUUUGACAUUAAUAUCAUUCUCAUUAUGUACUAUGGUACCACCCUUAUUCACUUAAGUCAUAUCACAUGAAUGAAGAGAUUGUGGAAGUGCAAAUGAGGGAAUUCUCCUGCUUUUAUGCUUUGUAAUACAGCCAUAUCUGCAGUACAUGUUACCUUUUCUUUGAGAGAGUGUUGCGAAUACAACUCCAGUCGAUUCACUACAAACCGGUGCAUACAAUUUCUGCGCCUAAAAUAUUGGCAGUAUUUUGUAUGAUCUCCAACAUUUCAUUAAAAUGUACAUUUUUAAUUUUCAACAUGGAAUAGUUUGGUCUCAUCACUCAAUACAGACCAAAAUAAGUAGAAACUAAUUCUCACUGCAUUAUAAGUACACCUCUCUUUCUUGCCAACAACCUCUUAAUGCAUUGCUUGUGAUAUGCUUUUUGUUAGCAGAUAGUUUUCUCUUCCACCAUUUGUGUUUUGGGAUAAGGUGAUGGUUUAAUGUAGUGCUUAGUUAAAAGGGAGAAUUUUGCAUCCAUUAUAUUGUUUUGUUUGAGCUGUAUGAGAAGAACAAAAGGGUGUGAUACUGAGGAGAGAUAAUUAAGAGAUGAUAUAUACUGAAUAAAAUAAAAUUAUUAACAUAUUUAUAUAUUUUUCAACAAUGAAUGUAACUUAAUCCUUUAAGAGUGAAUGUGUUUGUGUGUAAGUUUUGCCAUGUCAACGUAAAAAUUGCUCACAAUUGGGUGUAAUAAGUAAUUGGUGGUUUUCUGAUGUGUGAGAAUGUUGGCUUUGAAAUACACUGCCCCCUGCUCAGGGUUCAUUUCCUUUGA
Messenger RNA from Frankliniella occidentalis (western flower thrips), 6113 nucleotides. RefSeq names its product lethal(2) giant larvae protein homolog 1 (gene l(2)gl). Lineage: Eukaryota; Metazoa; Arthropoda; Insecta; Thysanoptera; Thripidae. Gene Ontology annotation, molecular function: GTPase activator activity; myosin II binding; syntaxin binding. Gene Ontology annotation, cellular component: cortical actin cytoskeleton; cytoplasm; plasma membrane. Gene Ontology annotation, biological process: regulation of Notch signaling pathway; regulation of establishment or maintenance of cell polarity; cortical actin cytoskeleton organization. The record is from RefSeq and is a predicted model, not a curated record.